This is a messenger RNA of Acanthaster planci (crown-of-thorns starfish), 2218 nucleotides long. RefSeq lists its product as uncharacterized. The record is from RefSeq and is a predicted model, not a curated record. NCBI's taxonomy places the organism in Eukaryota, Metazoa, Echinodermata, Asteroidea, Valvatida, Acanthasteridae.
AAUCCGAUCUACUUUCGUGCCAAUUUCAGCCUGGAUGGAAUGUGCCGCCGUGCUGCGGACUUAGUGCAGGAUCGACAGAUUCUUUCAAAAUGAGCUCAUUAAAAGGCAAAGUAGCCCUUGUGACAGGAGCGAGUUCAGGCAUUGGAGCUGAGACAGCCAGAUAUUUGGCUUCUUUGGGAUGCCAUCUGUCUCUGACUGGACGGAAUGAAAGCAACCUGAAGACAGUCUCUGAAGAAUGCCAACAGAAUGGCCUACCAGCAGACAAAAUUCUCCUCAUCAUAGCUGAUCUGGGGAAAGAAGAAGAUGUUAAAAAGGUUGCAGAUAAAACGAUUGAGUACUUCGGGGGUUUGGAUGUGUUGGUGAACAAUGCAGGUAUUGUGAUCCCUGGCUCCAUUGAGACAGUCACCGUGGAACAGUUUGACAAGACGUUUGAUGUCAACGUCCGAGCACCGCUACAGCUAACUCACUUACUCAGACCACAUCUCAUUAAAACAAAAGGUGCCAUUGUGAAUGUUUCCAGCGUCAACGGUAUUAUGGCGUUUCCAGGGGUGAUGACUUACUGUAUGUCAAAGACUGCACUGGAUAGCUUAACACUCAACAGUGCACAUGAUCUAGCCCCACAUGGAGUAAGAGUGAAUUCCGUCAACCCAGGGGUAAUCAGAACAGCUGUGCACAAACGUGGAGGCAUGACAGAUGAGCAGUAUCAACAGUUUCUAAAGAAGUGUGAACGCACUCAUGCCAUGGGUCGGACAGGCACUGUGGAUGAGGUUGCCAAGGUGAUAACAUUCUUAGCCUCUGAUGAUUCAUCAUAUGUCACAGGAGAACUUAUCACCAUAGAUGGAGGAAGACAUCUUCUUACAGUCAUGGCUCCAGAGAAGAAAGAUUAAGAAAAAAACACUGCAAUACUUCUAGAAAUCAUUUUAAACCUUCAUUUGGCUUCAGAUAUAUUCAUGCUAGUGUCAGUCAUGUUGUUUACGUUCUUCCGUUGUGAGCGGAUUUUUGUUUUUUGAAGCACAUGCAAAACAUGGAUACAAAAACUACAUUUCUACAAGACAUUGCUGGCUAUUUCAUUGAAUAAUUGUUAAAUAUUACAAUAUUUAUGAAAAUAGAAUGUUGUGCAUUGAGCAUACACAAAUGGCUUCAUCAUGGAGUUCCUUGCAUUUCUCCAAUGUUUUUUGUUAGGAUCCAUGGAGUUACCUUCAUCAUGAGUAGCCAGAGCAGGAAUAAAAUCAGGAGAAUACUGAUAUUUUGACUUUAAAGUACUUCCAUUUUUCUAUUACAUAUUUUCAUUUUUUGUGAGAAUAAUUUCAGCGCGUAUGAUUAUAGAAGACAUUUUAUUUCUGAUUAAGAACAAAAUAUGUGUUGUAAAUAAUUCUCGAGUUCCCCCUUUUUGUGUUCAAUGCUACACAAAGUUGGUACUAAAAUGGAAAGAUUUUGAAAAAAAUUUGGAGAAAAGCUUCAGAAAGGCAAGUUACUUCAGUCUAUUUUUACUCUGAUAUUCUUGGCUUUCAAUGAUUUGAUAUCGCCACCGAUUGGAGAGCUCAUCACUACAAAUAAAGGUAAAUGCGUUUAAUGUAAAUUUACAUGAAAAACAGAGGGGUUUGGAUAUCUUCAACUUGACAGAAAUAAAACAAAAAGCAAGUGGUAAGAAAGUAAUUACCUUCAACUCCAACAAAACAAACAUUCAACUUUGUACUGGGAAAAAAACCAGGAAACCGAAGAUCUACAUAGGCACUUCGUUAGUAAUUGAAAAUUUCUUGUUUUAAAAAUUACUAAACGAGUACUCUUAUAAAUUGUUGAUUCACCAGGCCUACAAAAUAAAAACCGAAUUAAAAUCGCAUUCUAGCCAUACUCUGAAUAUUUUGUUUCAUUAAUAGUGAAAAAUGAAAGAAACAUGAUUGAAUACGUAUAAAUGUACAAGGUACUUCAAGUAUUAAUGUGAAAUUUUGAAAAUAUGAAAAAGGUGUCACUGAAAAUGAGUAUACAAAAAAGAUACUUAGCAAUUUUAAAAGAGUGAAUUUCAAACAUACCUGGUAGAAUCCCUUACAACUCAUAAACUAAACCUGAGCUAACAGUUUAUAAGCUGUGUAGAGAGUAGACAUUAAGAAAUUUGGAAUCAAAAUCUCAACAAAAUGCACUGAAACAGGUGUUGGAUGUCAUAAAAUAAAUGGAUUAAUGCCACUGAUUAUUGCACAAUAAAUUGGAAAUUUAACAGGAA